Molecule: messenger RNA, 4417 nt
Organism: Microcebus murinus (gray mouse lemur)
Lineage: Eukaryota; Metazoa; Chordata; Mammalia; Primates; Cheirogaleidae
Gene: MDGA1
Product: MAM domain containing glycosylphosphatidylinositol anchor 1
Biological process (GO): synapse organization; homophilic cell-cell adhesion
Cellular component (GO): neuronal cell body; plasma membrane; axon
Molecular function (GO): protein binding; axon guidance receptor activity
Source: RefSeq, a predicted model, not a curated record
UGCUCCCCCAGCCCUGUUUUGUUUUCUCUAAUUGGUCCUGGGGGAGGCGAGGAAAUUGGACAGAGGCUGGGCCGGGCGAGCUGGGCUGCCUUUAAUUGGCUCCUUUUUUUAACUGGAGGGGAAUCAAACAGGAGAGCGAGCGACAAAGGGUGGGAGAGCGAGAGACCGAGCGCGGAGACGCGAGGAGGAGGGAGGGAGGCGGGAGGGAGGCGGGAGCAGCGCGGAAUGAAAAGCUCCGAGGGGCGAGAAGGCAGCACAGCAAAGCCCAAGUUGCCGAGCGAGCGCGGCGCUCCCGCGGCCCAGAGCCCAGCGGCCGCCGCGCCCCGCAGCCGGCCCCGCCCGCUCCGGGCCCCCGCCGCCCGAGGCCGCCGGGCGGGGGCGGGGACGACCAACUUGGGGCGCGGCGCAGCCCCGCUCUCCCGAGAGCUCGGAGCCGGGAGCGCCGCGGCCGCGGCCAGACGGCGGGAGCCGAGCGCGGCGAGCGGAGGCGGCGGGCGGCGCUCGUGCCGCAGCCCCGGCCUGGGCGAGAGCGCGAAUAUUUUUCAAACGACUCAAACUUUCCUCCUUUCCCCGCCUUCCGGGGCCCCUCUCGCCCGGAAUUGCUCUCCAGAUUCCCGCGGGGCGCCGGGGUGCGAUUCCUCCUCCGGGUUUGUCGGCGGCGCGGCUAACUUCGCGGAGCCGGGGACCCGCGGCGCUCGCGCCUCGGCCGAACGCUCGGGAGGGCCGGGGCCGGGGCUCCUUCGCCGCCGGGAGGGCGCCCAGCCCGGGCCCCCUGGGUCGGGCCGCUGAGCCCUCGGCACCCGCCGCAGAACUGGAAACAGCGGAUUAACCGGAGCGGGGCCCCGGCCUCCCCGCCCCCUCUCCGCGGAGGGGCGUCCCCAGGGCAGGGAAACGACAAGUUUGUCAGUCGUCGGUGGCCUGUUGGAUUCAAGCGCCGCCGCCGCCGCAGAGAGGUCCCCGGCGCCCAGCACCCCGCGCGGACAGCGCUGGGGACGCGGGGCGGCUUGGCGGCCGGGCUCCUUGGGCCGGGGCGCUGGCCUCUGCGCUGGGCACGCCGAGGCACCCGGGGCCGGGCCAGCGCCCCCUGCGUCCCCACGCGGGCAGCGGCCCCGCCGGAGGAGAAACCCAGGUCGCUACCGCCGCCUCUUCAGUCUCCUAGUCUCCGUCGCCGCCGCUGCUCUCGCUGUCGCCUCUCAGGGAAAGGGGGGCACACAGGGGCGUCGCAGGGCCCCCGGCGGAUGCGCCCCCCGCCGCCUCUUGGGCUGCGCCGCCUCGCGGGGAUGAAGCACCGGCCGUGAAGAUGGAGGUGACCUGCCUUCUACUUCUGGCGCUGAUCCCCUUCCACUGCCGGGGACAAGGAGUCUACGCUCCAGCCCAGGCGCAGAUCGCGCACGCGGGCCAGGCGUGUGUGGUUAAAGAGGACAACAUCAGUGAGCGCGUCUACACCAUUCGGGAGGGGGACACCCUCAUGCUGCAGUGCCUUGUCACCGGGCACCCUCGACCCCAGGUGCGGUGGACCAAGACUGCGGGCAGCGCGUCGGACAAGUUCCAGGAGACGUCGGUGUUCAACGAGACGCUGCGCAUCGAGCGCAUCGCGCGCACGCAGGGCGGCCGCUACUACUGCAAGGCCGAGAACGGCGUGGGCGUGCCGGCCAUCAAGUCCAUCCGCGUGGACGUGCAGUACCUGGAUGAGCCUGUGCUGACGGUGCACCAGACGGUGAGCGACGUGCGCGGCAACUUCUACCAGGAGAAGACGGUGUUCCUGCGCUGCACUGUCAACUCCAACCCGCCCGCCCGCUUCAUCUGGAAGCGCGGCUCUGACACGCUGUCCCACAGCCAGGACAACGGGGUGGACAUCUAUGAGCCCCUCUACACCCAGGGGGAGACCAAGGUCCUGAAGCUGAAGAACCUGCGGCCCCAGGACUAUGCCAGCUACACUUGCCAGGUGUCUGUACGUAACGUGUGCGGCAUCCCAGACAAGGCCAUCACCUUCCGGCUCACCAACACCACGGCACCACCAGCCCUGAAGCUGUCUGUGAACGAGACUCUGGUGGUGAACCCUGGGGAGAAUGUGACGGUGCAGUGUCUGCUGACGGGCGGCGACCCCUUACCCCAGCUGCAGUGGUCCCAUGGGCCGGGCCCGCUGCCCCUGGGUGCUCUGGCCCAGGGCGGCACCCUCAGCAUCCCUUCAGUGCAGGCGCGGGACUCUGGCUACUACAACUGCACGGCCACCAACAACGUGGGCAACCCUGCCAAGAAGACCGUCAACCUGCUGGUGCGAUCCAUGAAGAAUGCCACGUUCCAGAUCACGCCUGAUGUGAUCAAAGAGAGUGAGAACAUACAGCUGGGCCAGGACCUGAAGCUGUCAUGCCACGUGGAUGCGGUGCCCCAGGAGAAGGUGACCUACCAGUGGUUCAAGAAUGGCAAGCCAGCACGCAUGUCCAAGCGGUUGCUGGUGACCCGCAACGACCCUGAGUUGCCCGCUGUCACCAGCAGCCUAGAGCUCAUUGACCUGCACUUCAGCGACUAUGGCACCUACCUGUGCAUGGCCUCCUUCCCAGGGGCACCUGUGCCCGACCUCAGCGUCGAGGUCAACAUCUCCUCUGAGACAGUGCCGCCCACCAUCAGCGUGCCCAAGGGCAGGGCCGUGGUGACCGUGCGCGAGGGGUCGCCUGCCGAGCUGCAGUGCGAGGUGCGGGGCAAGCCGCGGCCGCCCGUGCUCUGGUCCCGCGUGGACAAGGAGGCUGCGCUGCUGCCCUCGGGGCUGCUCCUGGAGGAGACUCCGGACGGGAAGUUGAGGCUGGAGCGCGUGAGCCGCGACAUGAGCGGGACGUACCGCUGCCAGACGGCUCGCUAUAAUGGCUUCAACGUGCGCCCUCGAGAGGCCCAGGUGCAGCUGAACGUGCAGUUCCCGCCGGAGGUGGAGCCCAGCUCCCAGGAUGUGCGCCAGGCGCUGGGCCGGCCGGUGCUCCUGCGCUGCUCGCUGCUGCGAGGCAGCCCCCAGCGCAUCGCCUCGGCCGUGUGGCGCUUCAAAGGGCAGCUGCUGCCGCCGCCGCCCGUCGUGCCCGCCGCCGCCGAGGCCCCGGACCACGCGGAGCUGCGCCUGGACGCCCUAACCCGGGACAGCAGCGGCAGCUACGAGUGCAGCGUCUCCAACGACGUGGGCUCGGCUACCUGCCUCUUCCAGGUCUCGGCCAAAGCCUACAGCCCGGAGUUUUACUUCGACACCCCCAACCCCACCCGCAGCCACAAGCUGUCCAAGAACUACUCCUACGUGCUGCAGUGGACGCAGAGGGAGCCGGAUGCUGUCGACCCUGUGCUCAACUACAGACUCAGUGUCCGCCAGUUGAACCAGCACAAUGCCAUGGUCAAGGCCAUCCCUGUGCGGCGUGUGGAGAAGGGGCAGCUGCUGGAGUACAUCCUGACUGAUCUCCGUGUGCCCCACAGCUAUGAGAUCCGCCUCACACCCUAUACCACCUUUGGGGCUGGUGACAUGGCCUCACGCAUCAUUCACUACACAGAGCCCAUCAACUCUCCGAACCUGUCAGACAACACCUGCCACUUUGAGGAUGAGAAGAUCUGUGGCUACACCCAGGACCUGACAGACAACUUUGACUGGACGCGGCAGAACGCCCUCACCCAGAACCCCAAGCGCUCCCCCAACACCGGUCCCCCCACUGACAUAAGUGGCACCCCUGAGGGCUACUACAUGUUCAUUGAGACAUCAAGGCCCCGGGAGCUGGGCGACCGAGCGAGGCUGGUGAGUCCCCUCUACAACGCCAGCGCCAAGUUCUACUGUGUCUCCUUCUUCUACCACAUGUAUGGGAAGCACAUCGGCUCCCUCAACCUCCUGGUGCGGUCCCGGAACAAAGGGGCUCUGGACACGCACGCCUGGUCCCUCAGUGGCAAUAAGGGCAACGUGUGGCAGCAGGCCCACGUGCCCAUCAGCCCCAGUGGGCCCUUCCAGAUUAUUUUUGAGGGGGUUCGAGGCUCGGGGUACCUGGGGGAUAUUGCCAUAGAUGACGUCACUCUGAAGAAGGGCGAGUGUCCCCGGAAGCAGAUGGAUCCCAAUAAAGUGGUGGUGAUGCCGGGCAGUGGAGCCCCCCGCCAGCCCAGCCCGCAGCUGUGGGGGCCUGCGGCCAUCUUCCUCUUGGCGUGGCAGAGAUGAUGAGAGCCGCUCGGCCCCCCCACCCUGCCCCCGGCACACCAAAGUGUCCACAUUGUACCAAAGACUGAGCCCCGCCAGCCGGGGUGCCCAGGGGCAGGGCUGGCCCGCCUGGGAGGGGGCCUGUGUCGGCUGCGAAGAUGAGCAGAGGACAAGGACAGAGGCUGCACUGAGGCCACGGAGACGGUUGUUCGACACGCACACACUCACGCUCACACACACAGAUAUAUUAAAGCACAAGUUUCUUUCCGA